AUGGCCGACAUCAAGACGGGCAUCUUCGCCAAGAACGUCCAGAAGCGACUCAACCGCGCGCAGGAAAAGGUCCUUCAGAAGCUUGGGAAAGCUGAUGAGACAAAAGAUGAACAGUUUGAAGAAUAUGUGCAGAACUUCAAACGGCAAGAGGCAAAGGGUACCAGACUUCAGCGAGAACUCCGAGGAUAUUUAGCAGCUAUCAAAGGCAUGCAAGAGGCUUCCAUGAAGCUCACUGAGUCGCUGCAUGAAGUCUAUGAGCCCGACUGGUACGGGCGUGAAGACGUGAAAAUGGUUGGCGAGAAAUGUGAUGUGCUGUGGGAAGACUUCCAUCAAAAACUAGUGGAUGGGUCCUUGCUGACACUGGACACCUAUCUGGGCCAAUUUCCUGACAUAAAGAACCGCAUUGCAAAGCGCAGCAGGAAGCUGGUAGACUAUGACAGUGCCCGCCACCAUCUGGAAGCUUUGCAGAGCUCCAAGAGGAAGGACGAGAGUCGCAUCUCUAAGGCAGAAGAGGAAUUUCAGAAAGCACAGAAAGUGUUUGAAGAGUUUAACGUUGACUUACAAGAAGAGUUACCAUCGUUAUGGUCAAGACGGGUUGGAUUUUAUGUCAAUACUUUCAAAAAUGUCUCUAGCCUAGAGGCCAAGUUUCAUAAGGAAAUUGCGGUGCUUUGCCACAAACUAUAUGAAGUGAUGACGAAAUUGGGUGACCAGCACGCUGACAAGGCCUUCACCAUUCAAGGAGCUCCCAGCGACUCGGGUCCUCUCCGUAUUGCAAAGACGCCAUCGCCGCCCGAGGAGCCUUCACCCAUCCCGAGCCCGACAGCUAGUCCCAAUCACACGCUGGCACCCGCAUCUCCUGCACCAGCCCGGCCUCGGUCACCCUCGCAGACAAGGAAAGGGCCUCCCGUCCCACCUCUCCCUAAAGUCACCCCAACAAAGGAGCUGCAGCAGGAGAACAUCAUCAGUUUCUUCGAGGACAACUUUGUUCCGGAAAUCAGUGUGACGACACCUUCUCAGAAUGAAGUCCCUGAGGUGAAGAAAGAGGAGACCUUGUUGGAUCUGGACUUUGAUCCUUUCAAGCCCGACAUGCCCUCUGUGGGUUCUGCUGGAGUAACCCACUCACCCAUGUCGCAGACAUUGCCCUGGGACCUAUGGACGACAAGCACUGAUUUGGUACAACCGCCUUCUGGAGGUUCAUUUAAUGGAUUCACCCAGCCACAGGACACUACAUUAUUCACAAUGCAGACAGACCAGAAUAUGAUCUGUAACUUGGCUGAACCUGAACAGGCUCCGCCCACAGAGCCGAAAGCAGAGGAGCCCCCCGCUGCCGCUGCCGUACCACCUGCUGCUGGGCUGGACCUUGGACUUGACACCCAGGCUGAGGAGCCAGUGGAGGGGGCAGCGUUCAUCCCUGGAACGGAUGCUGAUGUGACAGCUGAGCCCUUGGUGCCGGCAGCCGAGGGGGCCCCCGUGGGGGAAGCAGAGACAGAGAAGGUGACUCUUCCUGCUGGAGAAGGAGCGAGUUCAGAGGAGGCCAAGAUUGACACCGAAGCCACAGAGGCUGUAGAUGGUGACAGACCUCAACCGGUAGAGACAGAAGCAGCAGCAACUCAGGAGAAGGUCAUCCCUUCGGUGGUCAUAGAGCCCGCCUCCAACAAUGAAGGGGAGGGAGAACACGAAGAGACCAUGGGUGCAGAGUCCAAGGAGGCAACUGCCGACGCGGCUCUUCCGGGCUCCACCGGCGAGACGCCAGCGCUGGCCUCGGAGGAACAGAAGGCGGGCAAGGCCUCCCAGCCUGCCGCCCCCUCCGCAAGCGAGGCCUUCCAGGAAGGGCCUCCCGGCUUCCUCUACAAGGUGGAAACACUGCAUGAUUUCGAGGCAGCAAAUUCUGAUGAGCUUACCUUACAAAGGGGUGACGUGGUGUUGGUGGUGCCCUCAGAUUCGGAAGCUGACCAGGAUGCAGGCUGGCUGGUAGGCGUGAAGGAAUCAGACUGGCUUCAGUACAGAGACCUCGCCACGUACAAAGGCCUCUUUCCAGAGAACUUCACCCGGCGCCUGGAUUAGGGCCAGAAGUAUUGUAGAAAGAGCCUGAUUACUGGGUUUUUAAACCUUUGUGAAAACCUGAAGAGUUCACUUUUGCUAUGACACUCUUAGUGAUUUACAGACCAAUGCCAGACAAAGUUCGGAAGCCUAUGUCAAUGAAGCAUGUGUGCAAACAAAUGUUUAGAGGAAAAAAAACAAGUAAAUUAAGGAAAAAGUCUUCACUGGUUCCCACGUUCUUGCUAACAGGUUUGUUUGUGCUUUGUCCAAGCUGUGGAGACUUGUAUACUCGACCCCCUCCCACCAGUUCUAAAGUAGCUUUCUCCAGACCAGAACCUUAAUUUCUCUGCACCAAGUGUAUGGUAUUGAGUGGCUUCCCUGCAGAAGACGUGAUGAAUUGUCCUGUAAUACGAGAUUAUCUUAUUCCCCUGUGCAGGUGUGAGCACGUGCUCUCUCUCUCUCCCUUUCACAUUUACUGUGUUUAAAACGAAACUGCUGCAAAAGUUGUCACUGUUCUUUACCAGCACCUCUCUCUCUAAAUAUAUAUGGACACACAGUCACACGAGCUAGUUCUCAUCACUCCUGGAUCUAUGUGUAUGCACAAGGCUACAUAUACAUAGUUG
This is a messenger RNA of Eubalaena glacialis (North Atlantic right whale), 2663 nucleotides long. It is a transcript of the gene AMPH, whose product is annotated as amphiphysin. Lineage: Eukaryota; Metazoa; Chordata; Mammalia; Artiodactyla; Balaenidae. Gene Ontology annotation, molecular function: phospholipid binding; protein binding. Gene Ontology annotation, cellular component: synaptic vesicle; plasma membrane; cytoplasm. The transcript has 21 exons. The record is from RefSeq and is a predicted model, not a curated record. Gene Ontology annotation, biological process: synaptic vesicle endocytosis. The coding region runs from base 1 to 2064 and encodes 687 amino acids.